Molecule: messenger RNA, 3413 nt
Organism: Paramuricea clavata
Lineage: Eukaryota; Metazoa; Cnidaria; Anthozoa; Malacalcyonacea; Plexauridae
Source: the annotation of a GenBank genome assembly
CUUUUUCCAAUAUGGCUACCGCGAGGCGAGCUUUUGUUCGUUUACGAACGACAUUUUAUUGUGUUUUCUUUAUGUUCCUUGCGUUGAACGGUGCGUUGGUUUUAGGAGAGAGUGAGGAGAUUACUGAAGAUAAUUGGGAUAUAGUUCUUCAAGGACAUUGGAUGAUAAAAUUGUGAGUUUGAAGGGUGACGCGAUUGCCUCAUUUGGCUAUAAACCGCCAGACCCUCAGCUGGCUAGCAGUCUGGAGAUCAAAGGUUCAAGCCCUGUGUGAGACUCCCUUUUUUUCGGGGAUUGAAUUUGUAGCCAAAUGAAGCAACUACAAAAUCAAACCCCUCAUUCUCGAAUCACUCGAUAAUGUCUUGUAUCUCUAGAUGAGAAAGGGACAAGCAAAUGAUCUUCAGCCUUGCCCAAGGAUCCGUCAAACUCGACUAUCCAGCACUAUGGAAGUUUCAGAAAAAUUUCUGAACAGUUUUUGUUGGUGGAGAUUUAGACCCGACCAGCCGCAAAACAAUGAAAAAAGGCGCAAAGACCAUCACACAGCAGCCGAGGUUUAGCCACAAAUGAUGCAGCUGCAGUUCUGAUUUUAUAUAUAAGAAUACUUGCUGUUUUGCUUGUUGGAUGUUAAAUGAUGAAAUGUGCAUGAUCAACCAUGUGUGAAACGUCAACUGACAAAACAUACAUGCGAAAACAGAUUCAAUGUCCCACAAGCACGGCAGCUUUUCUCAAAGAAAACCACAGUCAUGAUAAGUCAGUCACAUACCUCGGGAUACAUUGUUUUUCCAUAAAACAUGUGCAUCCCUCGAUUGCAAUAUAAAACAUUUCCUCACAGGGCUAACAUAAUGAUUCUCGUAUUUCAGUUAUGCACCGUGGUGUCCUGCAUGUAAAAACCUCAGACCGACAUGGGAUAAAUUUGCUGUGCAAGCAGAGACGCUAAAUGUCCAAGUUGCGGAGGUCGAUGUCACUAAAAGCACAGGUUGUGUGUUGUUUCUAGCCUCAUAUUUGAAAACAUUAAUGACCAAAACUCUCCCUUAAUGGGCACGAUAAUCUUGUAUUAGAUUGAGAGUAGUAUUCUCUGGGAUAUACUACAUUAGUGAGGUUUAGACUUUCCGUCCGUUGAUAUGUCUGAUCAACCAUCAGAUGUGUUUGAUAUAUCUGAUCAACCAAUCAGAUGUGUUUGAUAUAUCUGAUCAACCAAUCAGAUGUGUUUGAUAUAUCUGAUCAACCAAUCAGAUGUUUGAUAUAUCUGAUCAACCAAUCAGAUGUGUUUGAUAUAUCCGAUCAACCAAUCAGAUGUUUACUAAGCCAGUGAGAGGUAGUGGUAGUGGAAGUCAAUUUUGAACCUCUCUAUUGUUAGUAUGGCAGAGUAAAAUGGGUUAACUUUAUUUGAAUUAUGUUGUAUGAAUUAAAUAAUGGAAAGAGAAUGUCAACAUCAAUAGAAAGUGCAAAUUAAUUCUAAUUUAUUUUCUUCUCAAUACAGCACUGAGCGGACGUUUUGGGAUUGUGUCGCUGCCAACAAUUUAUCAGUAAGUCACAAUUAUGCAUUUCCUGCAUAAAAAAAUGUAAAAAUGUGCAGAAGAUUAUUGAAUCUGAUUGAACAAAUUUCAUGUAGUGCCAUGCAUGGAGAGUUUCGUUUGUACAAAGAAAAAAGAAAGUUGGAUGAUUUAGUGGAGUUUAUUGAACAAAAGAAAUGGGAGAACGUUGAACCUGUUCCAUCGUGGAAAUCCCCAGGUUCAUUCUUGUAAGUUGUUUGCCUGCUUCUUAUUUAAGAAUACAUUCACCAUCGAAUAGCCAGUGUUUUAUUUCCAAUCUUUGUAAUUUUAUAGAAUGUCUGGUUUGGGUAUGGUCUUCAAAGCAUCAGUCGUUUUUAAGGUGAUGGACUAACACUUUGUCAGUUCCCAGAUGGACUAACACUUAGUCUGUCAGUUCCCAAACAUUUCUUACAAAUCGUACUGUGUUCACAGAAACUUUGAUGGUGUGCAAUAUUUUCUCUUGUGCGCACUGCACAUUUCAUUGAGCUUGAAUAUUCAGUCUAAGCUAAGUUUUAUUUAUUUCUUAUUCAGAAUAUCCACACAGUAUUAACAGAAAGCUAUGGCCUUCCAGCUUGGGGUUCUUAUGUUCUAUUUGGUGUUGCAACUGUUCUUGCUGGGCUAAUACUAGGAAUGGUUUGUAUUCCUUUUCUUUGCAGCGAAAUAAUCACCACGUGGUUUAUGCACGUGUUUACACAAAACCGAUGAUCCUUCUGGAAAAAAUUUGCGCAAAGAUAAUUCGCCUGUGUAUAUAAAUGCUACUAACUAUUGACAAAGGGCCUUGCUUUAGGAAACGUGGCAAAAGUUUAUAUUUUUGCUCAGUUAGAUUGGCUGGCUGACAUAUUCAUUUCCACAAGAGCCUAUAAAAUCAGUCUGAUUUACGACAUAUCUGCGUAAUUCAGACACCCAAACACAGAUUUACUUGGGUGGACUGUUCACGGAUAAUCUGUCGUUGUGUUUAAAUUCCGCGUUUAUAGAUGAACGAUCAGAAAAAUAUCAAGCAUGAUUUUUUUUCCACAAUCGUCGCAUAAAUACAUCGUGCUAUUCAGCAAUAGUUUGUCAGUCGGAUGAUGCGUCCUGAUGAUAAAUCGAGCAAUAACGUUUCUUAUAUUCCGCGAUAAAAAAUUUGUCUGCAGUCAUUUUAAUUAUACAGUUAAUUAAAAGGCAUAUUUUCCUCCCCUGUAGGUUCUAGUGUUCUUGUCAGAUUUUCUACUUGGUGUGGUAUCACCCUCUUCACCUCAACCUUCCGGCGACACAAGUGAAUCUGGGGAUGCGGAUGACGAAGCUGGUGCAGAUGAUAUGAAACCGGAGCUGAAUGAGGAGACGACCUCACAAGAUGAUGCUGUUGAAAACGUAUCGCAGGAUAACGCCAGUGUUCGAAAGAGAACUAAGGUAAAAGAGCAAUGGAGGUUUCAUAAAGUCGUGGCUGUAGUCACUUAUUAAAUGCCCUUUGCUGAUCAUCACAAAUAAGUCAAAACAAUGAGUGUUAAGAUGGCAUGAAGAACAGUGGGAUUCUCAAAACAAUGAAAAGCCUGAAAAGACAAUGGAACAUUCUGAUCACCGGAUUAUGACUGGAUGGCAUGGAGAACAGUGGGAUUUUCAAAACAAUGAAAAGACAAUGGAGCAUUCCGAUCACUGAAUGGUGAUUGAAGUGCCUAUAUCUGUGGUGUUUUAACGUUUAGUCUAAUUUAAAAUAUUUUAUUAUUAGAAACUAAAAGCGACAAUGGAGUAAACAUGUAAAUCCAUCUUCACGUCAAGAUUUCGCAAACACAACAAAAGAUCAAGAAAUUCCACCGGGAUUAAGUCUAGGUAGCACGUAGUCAUAAAGUAGUGUACUUUUAAUUAAAGUGUUUAAUUAAAUAUUUUAUUUCAAAAAUGUUUCUCUAA